This is a messenger RNA of Nerophis lumbriciformis (worm pipefish), 621 nucleotides long. Its product is annotated as phospholipase A2-like. Gene Ontology annotation, molecular function: calcium ion binding; phospholipid binding. Gene Ontology annotation, biological process: arachidonate secretion; phospholipid metabolic process; lipid catabolic process. The record is from RefSeq and is a predicted model, not a curated record. NCBI's taxonomy places the organism in Eukaryota, Metazoa, Chordata, Actinopteri, Syngnathiformes, Syngnathidae.
GUCUGUCACUGCCGGAGGAGAAUCUCUGUCCUGAGCAGGCGUUCAGGGCUCCAUCCAUCAAACAGCUACUGAGAAGACAUAAAUGAACGGGGUGGAUGCAACUGGAGCUCAGUAGUGUCUGUCGGGAGCCAUGACUGCCUUUUGCCUCACCGUUUUGCUUUUAGCAGCGGUCUCCGCGGCCGGGUCCUCCCUCGAGCGGACUAAAAGAGGAGUGCUGGAGCUGGGGGGCAUCAUCAGAUGCACCAUGCAGAGAUCAGCUUUCUCUUAUAUGUGGUACGGCUGCUACUGUGGAACGGGGGGCAGCGGAAACCCUGUAGACCAGACCGACAAGUGCUGCCACAAGCAUGACUGCUGCUACAACAAGGCGGAAAAGGAGGGCUGCAAGCCCAAAACGGACCGCUACAAAUGGACGUGUGAAGACAACAUGGCGAUCUGCGAUGGUUUGACGGACGAGUGUGAGAAGAUUUUGUGCGAGUGUGACCGAGAGUUCGGCGACUGCCUGAAAAAUGCACGUUACCGUUGGAUAUACACCAUUUGGCCCAAUGUCUUUUGCAGCGACGAGAAAAAAUCCUGUGAUUGAUCUGGUGCCAAAAGGAUCCUGGUUGUCAAUAAACAUCCUUA